Molecule: messenger RNA, 1263 nt
Organism: Mercurialis annua (annual mercury)
Lineage: Eukaryota; Viridiplantae; Streptophyta; Magnoliopsida; Malpighiales; Euphorbiaceae
Product: protein arginine N-methyltransferase 2
Exons: 3
Coding region: 61-1101 (346 amino acids)
Cellular component (GO): cytoplasm; nucleus
Molecular function (GO): protein-arginine N-methyltransferase activity; protein binding
Source: RefSeq, a predicted model, not a curated record
GGUGAAAAGUAAAUUUGUAUCUAUCUUUGGGUGAAAAUGAAAUGAUCUCCAAUUUCUCCAAUGGAAUUUUACACUGCGAGUGAACAGCAGGGUUUCACUAUUCAAACCGCAGCCAUGAAAGACAACAGCCAACUGCUAUGCGAGGCAUCAAAAAACGGUGACGUGAACGAAGCUAAAUCUCUUAUAAGCUCCGGAGCCGAUGUUUCCUUCUUCGAUACCGAUGGCUUCACUCCGCUGAUGCACGCCGCCAAGCACGGCCACACCGCCGUCGUCAAAGCGCUUCUCGAAGCCGGUGCUCCCUGGAACGCGUUAUCUCCUUGUAAUAUCUCCUCCGGAGAUUUAGCCAUGGAGGAAGGUCACCAAGAAGCCUUCGAAGUUCUACUUAAUGCUGGAGUUCAAUCUGAGUUAAUACUAGGAACAAUCGCGAGGAAAGGUGGUAAAAAAGAGGAGUCUGAUAUAGAUUAUCUAGAAGAUAGAGUUAGUUUCAGCGAGGAUAAGCUGAUGGAUGCUGAGAGCAAGGCGGUGAUGAUGGCUUGGGAGAAACCGUUAAUGGAGGCACAUGCUAAGGCUGUUUGCUCUGCAGGUGGUCAUGUGCUAAAUAUUGGAUUUGGAAUGGGGCUAGUUGAUUCUGCUAUUCAGCAGUAUAGUCCCGUUAACCAUACCAUUGUUGAGGCGCAUCCGGAGGUCUAUGAACGUAUGAUUCGCGAUGGUUGGGGUGACAAGGAUAAUGUUAACAUUGUGUUUGGUCGGUGGCAGGAUGUUCUUCCUCAACUUAGAACAUAUGAUGGUAUUUUCUUUGACACUUAUGGGGAGUAUUAUGAGGAUUUGAGAGAGUUCCACCAGCAUCUUCCUGUAUUAUUGAAGCCUGGAGGAAUUUACUCAUUCUUCAACGGACUUUGCGGAGGUAAUGCAUUUUUCCAUGUUGUUUACUGUAAUCUCGUUUCUCUAGAGCUGGAGAAUUUGGGCUACUCCACACAGUUAAUUCCUUUGCCUGUUAAGGAUUGUUUAGGGACAGAAGUUUGGGAAGGUGUAAAACACAAGUAUUGGCAGCUUGAUACAUAUUACCUUCCGGUCUGUCAGUCUAUUCAAGACUCUGAAUGAUAUUCUAAAUCUUGCCAUUAAUUUUCUCCUUUAUUCAACAUUAGUAAGGCUUUUGGCUAUAGUUGGUAGUUUAGUUAGUGAAACUUUUGUUAUAGACUGGCGUGCCAUGUAUGAGGAUCUUCCAAAUAAAUUGAGCUUGUAAUUGUUGUCUUUCUACUGCUA